AUGAAACCCAAGGCAGAGGAGCUUAUCUGCCAGGUUGUUUACGACGAGAUGGAUCAAAUAAAAGGGAAGAUGACGCUGAAAGUACUUGACAUCACGGACGAACACCUCAGUCAAUGGUCGUUUCGUUCAUCAAUUCAGGAUCCUAUCACCGAGGCGGCACCGACACUCUGUCGUAUUCUCACAUCGGCUGCUCAGACUUCCAAGGCUCAGAGGUUGAACAAGAAGAAACAGCCCGAUGUACUUGUUGCCGUUAUUGUUUCUCAGCUAGCCAACCAUCGGUCUCGGUUCUGCAUCUCGUUUGCCGGGGGUUUCUCGUUGACGGCAUACUUCUCUGGAUGCUCAGAGCUUGCGAUUAAUCUCCUCAACAAGUGUGGUCUCUCAAUCUCCUACGACUCUCUCAUGGCAAUCUUCCCCGCCCUUGCAGACUCCUGUAUUGAACUCGCUCGGCAGUUAGCACAAUCCCCCGAUGGAUACUCACUUGGUUACGACAAUACCAAUGUCAAGACAUCUAUACAUGUGGAGCAACGACGGGAUGCUCCAGCCAAAGUUCAGUCUGGUACAGCCUCGUGUAUCUAUACACUCUACAACAUUCAUGAUGGCUCCGCACUGGAACUCAAGCCAAUCUUGGCAAACUGGCGACGAAUUACUAGGCUCCCUCGUGCACUAUCUUUCAAGCAGGAUAUACGGCCAAAUCCUGAACAGAUUCAAGCCUUUGAUGCACAGUCUCUUGCUCAUAUUCUCCGUGUGCUUACGACUCACGUUGACGCUUUCAAAAAAUUCGAAGACGAUCCCUUAUUCUCAUAUCUACCACGUCGUAAGCUAUCAGAUACGCGACGACAACGUGCCUUUCCAUUGCGCACAACAACCAUCGAAGAAGCCAGUGUUGCCGGCAAUAUUCAAGUUCAUAACAACAUCCAUCUCGAGCAGCUUGGCAUGACUCGUGACAAGCUUGAAAAUCGUGCUAUCCCACUCGGUGUUGGACUGUUCCACCUUCUUCUCAACUUACUCUGGUGUGUCCUUGGUAUCCACCGUGGCAAAGACGAUGAUCUGGGGUCUUUGAGCUGGUUCUUCGUGCUUGUGUCUCGUACUCGCCUUGGAGCUCAGCAUCCUGACUUCCAUUUACUCAAAAACACUCUGGCGCAAAUCUUUGACGGCCUGAUUCUCCACUUCUGGCUUGUCGAGUCUGGCUGCUCUGACUUCACCGCCUUUGCUGCCAAGAACUGCACAGCAGAGGAGCUGACUCAUAUUGCACGGUGUAUUCAACGCAAAUAUACCACAAUAGGGAGCUCUAAUGACAAUGAAACGGGUGACCUUGCCCGUGAAAACAUCAAACGGCUUCUCCGUGACUUAUUGUACAUCCGUGAAGUUGACUAUGCUAUCCGCGAUGGCGACUGGGGAAGAAUUGAAGACAUUCUCGGUCCAUUGUGUAUGAUGUUCCGUGCAGGAGGCUCGAACAAUUAUUCAACAGAGAUCAUGCACCUUAUCUUGCAACUGAAGUACAUCUGGCCAUCGGACUUUGCGUAA
Messenger RNA from Punctularia strigosozonata HHB-11173 SS5, 1524 nucleotides. RefSeq lists its product as uncharacterized. The record is from RefSeq and is a predicted model, not a curated record. Bases 1 to 1524 code for a protein of 507 amino acids. The transcript has 2 exons. Lineage: Eukaryota; Fungi; Basidiomycota; Agaricomycetes; Corticiales; Punctulariaceae.